Molecule: messenger RNA, 877 nt
Organism: Canariomyces notabilis
Lineage: Eukaryota; Fungi; Ascomycota; Sordariomycetes; Sordariales; Chaetomiaceae
Exons: 2
Coding region: 188-775 (195 amino acids)
Source: RefSeq, a predicted model, not a curated record
GGGGGAUGCUGGGUUCGAAAGUGACGGGUGGCGGAAAGGGGGGGAGGAGGGAAGAGGCAUCGGCUCACCGGUCCCUCGUAACUCUGCCAAUCAUGCAAUUGCCGAGACAGCAAGGAGAGGCCUGGGAAAAGGGGAGCGGCCGCAGGAUAUCGUAUCGCCACGAAUCACGGCCCUUGACUGAGGUCGCAUGGUCCACGGCGACGCAGAGGUCGCCCAGAGUGGCUUAGCCGAAGCAGCGUUGGCGCGUGUUCUCCUGCGACGCACUCCCAGGUCCGUUCGCAUCUGCCUCCCACCUCUUUGUUCCGCCUCUGGCGCCGCCCAUGGUAAGGCAGAAUCUCGUCGUUUCCACCGACCAGUUCCUCCUCGGGCCCGAUCUGCCUCGCCGUCGCAAAAGCGAAGGCGGGAAGGCCACGUCAUCUUUCAGGGGCCGCAUCGGCCGGCAUCCUUGUCAGCGGGCCUUGCAAACCCUGUCCGCCCCAGCCCAGAUCCAGCAGCGUGUGGCCCAGAAAUAGAUCGCAGUCGGGUCAGGAGGCCAACUCGCCGCCUCCGGUACCAGCAGCCUGCAUGUCUCGCCGCAGCCGCGCUGGCAUUCGGUCCGAUUGUGGCCAAGGGAGGUUCUCCAAUCUGCAGACGGAGACGCCUGAAUGCGCCAAGCGAGAAGAGGCCUCCCGGUGUCUCGGCAUUCGACGCAAUCGAUACCUGCGGCCUAGGAGACAUGGGUGCCGAUCCUACGGGCGAAAGAAGGUAUCCUGGCAGGCAGGGCAAUGGGGAAUGAACGAGGUAAGACGCCGCUCAAGAGGAAAUCCAAGCGGUUCAGCGGCUCUGAAGGGAGAGGAAGCUCGAGGUCGAGCUAAAGUCGAGGCUGCUGGGGCCGAGU